AUGUCGGAUUAUUUGCCCCAAGAAUUGCUGCUUGACAUCUUCACAAAACUACCAGUCAAAUCAAUCCUCCGAUGCAGAAGUGUUUGCAAGUCAUGUUUUAAUGGUAUUUUGUGCCUUGCCGACACCGACACCGAUACUGACACCUUGACCCAUUUAUAUUUUUGUAACCUAUCCAUCAGAAAGUCGGUAAAACUCCCAGAACCAGUUUGUUUAUGUAAUGAUCGCAAUACCUUUGGUUAUACACUGGGGUUUGGGUUUGAUCCGGUUACUAAUGACUACAAGGUGGUAAGAGUAGUACACACUAAGGGUCAUUCUGUGUCACCUCAUGCUGAUCUUUAUAAGUUAAGUACUGGUGUUUGGGAAGACAUUACCCAUGUCCUUGGGCCUUACAUAUUCAUUGCCAUUGCGCCACAGGUGUAUGUGAACGGCGCUUGUCAUUGGAUUACUACCAAAUUGGAGUUUAUACCAGCUCGGAGGGAUUGGAGGGUGAUUGUUGUGUUCAACAUGCAUGAUGAGACAUUCUCAGAUAUGAUAUUGCCGAGUAGUUUAAUCAAUGAGUCACAAACACAUUUUGAUGAAGUCUUCCUUUUUGUGUUAGAGGAAUCUCUUUGUUUGGUUGAUAAUAACUAUGACAAACGUGAACCUAUUAAGAUUUGGAUGAUGAAAGAGUAUGGUGCACCAGACUCCUGGGAGAAACAGUUCAGCAUCCAAAAUUAUCACUUUCCACAACAUAUUCCUCUUCGUGAUGACAUUUUUUGGACACCUUAUUGUGGAAGCGCUGCUCCAACUGAGUUUGAGAUUGCUACUGACUUUAUGAAGCCAAUGGCUAUAAGGAAAAAUGGUGAAAUCUUAUGGAAAGGUAACCAAAGAUUAUUGGUUUCAGUUGAUCAUACAAUUGAUAGGUUUAAAGAUGUUGACAUUGGUAACUCAUCAAAUGAUUGGUGUUACAAUCCACGCUAUGUUAAUUUUUACAAAGAGAGCCUUGUUUUACCUGAUAGAUGGACAAAUAAUUGUGUUGGAGAUGCUUGUGAGGAGUCAUCUGAUUUAUGGAAGAGAGACCCCAAAGAUGGGAAAAGAAGGAUCUCAAGGGCAAAAUCUAAAUAUAGAAUGCGGAGUGCAUCUCUUUCUCACAUGAGUGGAUUGCGGAAGAAAGAAAGGAAGAGCAUGCAAGUCAAAAAACCUUCAUUGUCCAAUUAAUUAGCUAUGUUGCACUUGAAGUCCUUUAGCUCAGGUUCAGGCUGACAUUGAAGACCUCUUUUGAUGUAUUGUGGAAGGUCAAAGUUUCCAUGUGCCAGAAGUGUGUGGCACAUUUAAUACUCUAGGGGGGAACAGGCCCAACAGUAGUAAGGAGGGUAUAACACAUGUAGCGACAAAAAUUUUGGGAGCAACAAAUUUUAUAUCCAUGGAUGCUGGACAAACAAGCAAACGCCCCAACUCUGAUAAGAAAGAUGAUGAUAGAAAUGUUAGGCGCCGUGAACUCUACAAACUUAUGAUGGC
Solanum verrucosum is the source of this 1497-nucleotide messenger RNA. Its product is annotated as F-box protein At3g07870-like. Bases 1 to 1197 code for a protein of 398 amino acids. Gene Ontology annotation, molecular function: protein binding. The transcript is spliced from 4 exons. The record is from RefSeq and is a predicted model, not a curated record. NCBI's taxonomy places the organism in Eukaryota, Viridiplantae, Streptophyta, Magnoliopsida, Solanales, Solanaceae.